Messenger RNA from Symbiodinium sp. CCMP2592, 339 nucleotides. NCBI's taxonomy places the organism in Eukaryota, Dinophyceae, Suessiales, Symbiodiniaceae. The record is from the annotation of a GenBank genome assembly.
AUGGUAUUGCAAGGCUGCCUUAGCAUGCAGCUUUCAUCUCCUGACCCCGGAGCCAACAAAAAGAAGACUCAAGUCCCAGACUUGAAGGCUCUGGAAGCGUACACUGAGAACCCCGGAAGCCUUCAAGCCUCUGCAUUGGUCGAGGCGACCACAAGCCGCACUACAACGUCCUCCAUGCCGCCCUCUUUGCAGAGGGCCGCGGAGGUACGAAGGACGGCCCAGGGAUCCGCUCAGACGACGACGAAGCUGAGAAUGACGGUAGGGCCAUCUUCAGCAUCGCUUGUUAGAUCCCUUCAACUCAAAACCCCCGCGAACACCAAUCAGAAACAGUACAGCUGA